Actinia tenebrosa (Australian red waratah sea anemone) is the source of this 2407-nucleotide messenger RNA. RefSeq names its product zinc transporter ZIP13. Lineage: Eukaryota; Metazoa; Cnidaria; Anthozoa; Actiniaria; Actiniidae. Gene Ontology annotation, cellular component: membrane. Gene Ontology annotation, biological process: zinc ion transmembrane transport; intracellular zinc ion homeostasis. The record is from RefSeq and is a predicted model, not a curated record. Gene Ontology annotation, molecular function: zinc ion transmembrane transporter activity.
UUGCAUGUAUUUUCAUGUUCCAACAGGAUGUAGGGUAUAUAUAGUGGGGUUGAYCAUCAAUACCACGACAAUCAAUGACAGAUCACACUCAAUCACUAUGACCAUAAAGAAGAGCACAGUUCUCUCUGUGCUGUUCUUGAUCCUUGUUCUCUCAACAGAAACGAAUUUAGUGAAAAUCCAUCGAGCUUCGCCACGAAUUCCCAAGUCCAAGUCSACUGAUCAAGAUCUAGAGAACAAUGGCUGGUUCCCCUUAUGUCGCUACCUACCUGACUUCACGAGUCUCUUUACAAAAAAUAAAGAGGCUUGGCUUUACUCCAUUCCAUGUACCAUUCUUGUGGGUUUAUGUGGAGUGUUUCCUCUCCUAGUUAUACCAGUUGAAUCAGGCCAUGCUUUGAGAGAAGGAGUUACUGCCGACCAUCUAAAAUUGUUAUUGAGCUUYGCAGUUGGUGGUCUCCUAGGCGAUGUUUUCCUGCAUUUGCUACCUGAGGCAUGGUCAAAAGGAGAUGACCCACAUGCAGUAAACUUUAACGUAGGCCUCUGGGUGCUGGCAGGAAUUCUCUUAUUCUUUAUAUUAGAAAAGAUGUUUGACGACAAUAAGGAAACAGAUGAAAAAUGUAAAAUUAAAGAAAAAGUGGACAAGCCUAACGCAAUCCAAAAUGGAAUUUCCCACAAAACAGAGAAAGAUAUUCAAAGUAGCAGUAAUCAUAAAUUAGAAGAGAAGAAUGGGCAGAURCCUACAAAUAAUUGUAUAAGACAGAGAGAAAAUAAAAGUAAAGAGAAAACAGGUGCUUGUCAGAAACAAUCUGGCAAACAACAAGAUGAAACUCAUGAGCCAGAACAUAAGGUCAUUGGAUACCUUAAUCUUUUUGCUAACAUUAUUGACAAUUUUACGCAUGGUCUUGCCGUGGCAGGGAGCUUUGUUGUCAGUAAAAAAGUUGGAUUGUGUACUACAUGUGCAAUAUUGCUUCAUGAAGUUCCACAUGAAAUUGGUGAUUUUGCCAUUCUUAUCAAAUCUGGUUUUAAGAAAAGAGAUGCAGCCAUUGGACAGAUUGUGACAGCCUCUGGUGGUCUAGCAGGAGCUAUUGUAGGACUGAUUGCUGAUCAUGCAGGUGACCAGACAGCUUGGAUACUGCCUUUCACAUCAGGUGGAUUCAUCUAUAUUGCAUUGGUUACUAUCAUCCCAGAAUUAUUAGAAGAAAAGAGACCAAGGGAGUCAAUCAAACAGGUUCUAAUGAUGGUUGCUGGAAUUAUCUCAAUGGCAUUAGUAUCUCUUGUACWUUAAUAAUCUUAUAAUAAUAAUUAAUAAUUCCCACCUGUAAAAAGAGCAGGACCACAUAUAUGCAUGUCGUCGGCAGUAGUAAUUCAUUUCAUUACUUCUGUCCUCAGGGUGCAUAUACAUAGAUUUUGAAUUUUAUUAGUAAGGUCUUACAUCCUUAAGACAUUAAGAAAAGACAACAAGAAAAGCAUAAAGCAGAAGGGUAUAUUAAUUUACAAAUCAUUGGUCAAAUACAAGUUUCAUAGCAAUGUUUGUUUGCUGUCUGCAAAUAUUCACAUGCACGUAGUAGUAUCUAUAGUUUAUUGGUAGUUAUGUUUGUGUUGUGAGCCAGCAUAGAGUGAUUAUAUUUAACCUGUGAAAGAAAAAUGACUAUUAGAAUUUAAGUUAGUACUAGUUAGUAGCAAACGAAAGAAAACUACUACAGAUUAUUAUGCAUUUUAUGUUUUCACUGGUUAAAUAGUCACUCCAGCUUAUCAAUGAUAAACACAGGGUUUUCAUAUUCUCUACUUUCAGCAGUAAUUGCCACAGAACAUACGUACUGCUGCAGUCGUAGCAAUAUCAAUAAAUCAUUAAUAUAUAUUAGUAAAUCAAUAGUUAAAUAAAUAUAUCAAUUUUAUCAAUAAUAUUAAUUUUUAGAAGAAAAAAGGCCAACUAUUUUCAUUGAAUAAAAUGAUAAAGCUAAUUUUAUGAAGCAAAAGUCUAUAUUACUAUAUAUAAAAAAAAUGCAAGUAGUUAUAUUAGUAGAUAUGUCUGUCAACUGUUGACUGUACAAAGCUCAAGCCAAGAAUUUCACAGCAAUCCUGUGGGAGUUUUGUUGUUGCUUUGCACCUUUGGAUCAACAACAAAAAAAAUAUAGAGAUAAAGCUUGAUCAAUCAAGCUUUAACCAACCAAAACCUUAAUAAACAUGCCAUUUGAUUGACUGGCAUUGAAGGAAUAGUAAUUUUAAAUGGAGCGGGUUUAAAAUCUAUGCCAGUUGAUCUGCUAGAUAGGUUGGUUUGUGAUUGUGAAAGUUGUAAAAGAAAUACUUUAAACAGUAGAACAUAUUGUUCUUAUGAUGAAACGAUUGUGAAUAGAAAUGGUAUUUAUUAACACCAGGUUAAAUAAAUGUUAUGCAUAAUGCAUGAAUUCCA